UUUCUUGCAUAUGCUUGUUAGAGUCCAGUCCAUCAUAUUACUUGCAUUUUUGAGGGACUGAUGAACAUUAGGCACCAUGCAAUGGGAGGUAUUGAUGCUGAUACUGGUUGUGAUUGAGGUGCUCAUAUGCCCUUAUACCAAGGUUGAGGAGAGCUUCAAUCUUCAAGCUACACACGAUCUCCUCUAUCAUGGCCUCCACAUUGACAAAUAUGAUCACUUGGAAUUCCCUGGAGUGGUUCCAAGAACCUUCAUUGGGCCCAUCGUUUUGGCCAUCACUGCCUCUCCAAUUGCCUUACUUCAGCGACUCAUGCAGUUCUCAAAACUUUGGGUACAAAUAUUUGCUCGCAUUUGUCUUGGCCUCGGAGUUGUGUUUUCAUUUUCCCUCUUUCGUAAAUCAUACGAAUCAGAGUUUGGGCAAUCAUCCAGUCGUUGGUUGGUGUUUCUCACCCUCUCUCAGUUCCACUUCCUCUUCUAUUCAACAAGAACACUCCCAAACACCUUUGCUGUGAUUCUGGCUCUACUUGCCUAUCAUAACUGGCUGAAGAGAAAUGUGAGAGGUUUUAUCUGGUCAUCUGGAGCAGCCAUUAUCAUCUUCAGAGGGGAGUUGUCCAUAUUAUUUGGCACAAUUCUCAUUUUUGAGCUCUACAGAAAGAAAAUCUCCUUCAUGGAGUUGUUGAAGAAUGUAGUUCCAGCUGGAGUGGUGCUUAUAAGUCUGACAGUGGCAAUUGACUCCAUUUUCUGGAGGAGACUUCUCUGGCCUGAAGGAGAAGUCCUAUGGUUCAAUGUUGUACUCAAUCAAUCUCAUGAAUGGGGUACCCAUCCAUUCCUUUGGUACUGGUAUUCAGCCAUCCCUCGGUCACUGGGCAUCUCCGCUAUUCUUCUGAUCCCUGCAGUAGUACUUGACCGACGAUUGCUUCAGUUUCUUCUCCCAGUCACUAUCUACAUCCUACUCUACUCUUUUUUACCCCACAAGGAGCUACGAUUCAUCAUUUACACCAUGCCUUUGCUCAAUGCUGCUAUUGCACGAGUCUGCAGCAUUCUGUGGGAGCGAAGAUUGAAGUCCAGAAUAGAGGCACUGAUUGCAAUCUCAACUGUGGUACAUAUAUUGGCAAAUGCCAUCUUUGCACUCUUCCUUCUAAGGAUCUCUAGCUUCAACUACCCUGGGGGAGAAGCAAUGCAAAUCCUCCAUGAACAGCAUGGCCUCCUCCCCUCUGUACAUGUGCAUAUAGAUGUCUUUCCUGCUCAGACUGGAGUGUCUCGUUUCACACAGAUCAAUGAUAACUGGAUAUACAAUAAGACAGAGGGACUGAAAGUAGGAGGCCCAGACAUGAUGUCUUACACACACCUACUUGUGGAAGGAAGCAGCCCAGAGUCAUGGAGGAUCAAGCACUACAUGAGGACACAUCACAUUUUAUCAGUCAUCAGUGGUUUUUCCCAUGUUAGCCUUGACUAUAGGGAUUUCCCUCCGGUUAAGGUUCGGAGCAAGCCUCGCAUUUACAUCCUGCACAAGAUCGCCCAGCCUACUUCAUUUGAAGAAAUGCAAGGUAAAGCUGCUCUUGAGCAGCAAACGGAUGAUAACACAUCCCCAGAUGAUCAUGUUUCUGUGAAGAAAAAACCAACAAGAGAUGAGACCUGAUCAAGGGAAUGCUGUAGUUUGAAAAAUCCAGUGACCUUAUUCCUGUGAUAUUUGGGUUAUCAUGAGGGACUGAUUCAGUGCUGACUUGGGUAUACUCUCUUGACAUCAUUGAGACUAUCUCUCAUAUUGGAUUGUUGAGUUUGAGAAAUCCAGAAAUCCCAUGAGAUGAUGCUGUUUGUUUUUUUUUCUUAUUAAAGUAUGGAGGGAUUCUUGCUUUCAUGACAUAUCUCAUAAGAUAUUACUGUAAGUGGUUCCUGAAGUGGAACUUAUCUGGAAUGGGAAAAGGGUCAUGGUUUUUCUAGUUACCCUCAUUUGGUGGAAAUGCAUCAAUUUUUGAAAGCAAAAAAUAUUACUGAAGCUAUGGACAUGUUUAUAGCCUGUCUGCUCAAGCAGGAAUGCUCGGGGUCUCUUGCAGUUCCCUUUUA
Darwinula stevensoni is the source of this 2061-nucleotide messenger RNA. The record is from the annotation of a GenBank genome assembly. Lineage: Eukaryota; Metazoa; Arthropoda; Ostracoda; Podocopida; Darwinulidae.